Molecule: messenger RNA, 2682 nt
Organism: Bombyx mandarina (wild silkworm)
Lineage: Eukaryota; Metazoa; Arthropoda; Insecta; Lepidoptera; Bombycidae
Gene: Hs3st-B
Product: Heparan sulfate 3-O sulfotransferase-B
Molecular function (GO): [heparan sulfate]-glucosamine 3-sulfotransferase activity
Source: RefSeq, a predicted model, not a curated record
AUCGAUCGUAUCGUUGCAGAAUAAUACCAUAUCAAUUUCGUUCAGUUGACUGCGCCGUCCACACUGCAUUAAGCUUUAGUCAUAAGUUUUAGAGUAUUUAUUGAGUUUAUGUUGCAGUAUUUGUGCAUAAUUCAUUGAUUUAUAAUGUGAAAUCAAUAAAAAAUAGCCGUGUUUUUGAAAAAAAUGAUCAGCAAUGAAAUAUGUUCCGGUGCUUGCAAAACGAACUAUGUUUACCUAUUUCAUAAUAAUGUUCCUAUUAUAUUUGUUUUAUACGAUAAAUUUUUGUAUAGUUGACAAACAGCCCACGCUGAAAACGAUUUUGAAAAGCCACAUAUCAAAGUACAAGAGCGGAGCGUUCCGUUUCGCUUCGUUUCUAGGGUUGGACGUUGCAGACUACAAGUAUACGAGAUUGAGCCGUAACGCUGGGCCCGUGAGGAGGCUCCCAGACGCUCUCAUUAUUGGAGUCAAGAAGUGUGGUACGCGAGCGCUCUUGGAAUUCUUAAGGUUGCAUCCGGACGUCCGAGCUGCGGUCUCCGAAAUCCAUUUCUUCGAUAAAUAUUAUCACAAAGGAUUCGAGUGGUACAGAGAACGGAUGCCCUUAACAUUGGAGGGUCAAAUUACAAUGGAGAAGACUCCGUCAUAUUGGGUGACGAAGUCGGCGCCAAAACGGGUCUAUGCUAUGAAUCCUUCAAUGAAACUCUUGGCUGUGGUCCGAGAUCCGGUCACUAGAGCUAUAAGCGAUUACACCCAGUCGGCAAGUAAGCGACCCUCGCUGGCGCCAUUCGAGCAACUAGCCCUGAGUAACAGGUCCGGUUGCAGCGCAGUGGACCCGACGUGGGCUCCAGUGCGGCUGGGAGUGUACGCCCGACCGCUGCGCCGCUGGUUGCGAAGGUUCCGAAGAGAUAGGCUCCUGCUUGUGAACGGGGAGAGGCUCGUUGCCGAUCCCGCUGCUGAAAUGGCGAAAGUACAGGACUUCCUCGGCCUCAAGCGCGUGAUAACAGAGAAACACUUCUAUUUUAAUUCAGCGAAAGGCUUCCCUUGCCUGCUGAAGUCUGAAAGCAGUUCGAGCCCACACUGCCUGGGCAAAACUAAAGGAAGGAAUCAUCCGCGAAUCGACCCGACCGCUUUGAAGAGACUCCGCGAGUUUUAUCGGCCAUUAAAUGAGAUUUUUUAUCGAUUAUCCGGAAUUAACUUUGGGUGGCCUUGAGUGGCAUGGCUUGUGAUUUCAGUAGCGUUAUCAGGGCUUCAUAGUGAUCUUAAUUAAAAUGGUAGCUGAUAAAUGUGAUUCCGUGUGCGCGUUACUGAUAGUGGUAAAUGUCAUUAACUUGAUGUGUAUGGUUAAGUUUUGGUUUUAUGUAAUGCGUAUUGUGACUUUGUUUCGGCUAUGAGGCAGUUUUGCGUUCCGGUCGGAAAGAUGGGACAGCUACAAUUUACUUCGAGGUCAUAAUUCGAAGUGGAUGGCGGCGGCAUUAACAAUGUGUUUGUCUAUGGGCUCUGAAACUCAACAGCUAAAGGACUAGUUUACUCAAAUACCUAGUGUAAGAAAAUAGAAACUGAAAAGCGCGGUCAGAGAUAUCAUUAUUUAAAACUCUGUUAGAUUGUAGCUUAUUCGAUUUCUAGUUCCUAUUUUUAUUAUUUCCAUUUUCACAAUUUUUACGAUUGUGAGGAAAUAAAUACCUACAUUAGGAUGAUUUUGUUACUAGAUCAUUUUUAGAAUGCUUUAUGGUAAGAAUUGUAAUAUAGAUAGAUAAUUUAAGUAUAGGUAUGUCCACAUUUACAAUGUACUAAAUAUCAUUAUGUAUAUCAGUAGUUAUUAAUAUCAAUAGAUUUAGAAUGUGUUGUUUUGUAACGACAAAGCAUUAGUUCUUUAAAUCCCUAAGAAAACUGAAAACUGAAAUAGAAUGAAAAGACUUUUAAGACGUAAUCUCUGAAGAUAGCGAUAGGAUCUGUUGCGUUUAGUAUUUGAUGUUAAUGAAAGUAUGCAAUUUAAUACGUGUGUAUGAUCCCAGGAUCUUCUCUGUGGGUCGCGAUUCCGAUCCGGUGGUAGAACUAAACUUGGGCUAGAAUGUCCUCCCAGGUUGAGCCCCGUAAGUUUGCCUACCAAAUCGGACAUAGUUAGAAUAACAUCUUUGGCUACCGACGAUUUGGUAGGAAAAAAGGGAGAAAAAGGCUUUGAACUGUUAAGCCUCCUCGGAUGCUCGAGUAGCUGUUAGCAAACCUGUCCCCUCCUGACCCUCAAAUUCGCCCAUUCGUUUUGACUAAGCUGCAAGAUCUUUCGACAGACAGCGGCACUCUCAUCGCAAAAAUAAACCUGAGUUCGGCGACUAAGGAACAAUAUAGCAGCGGCCAAAUAUAAAAUGGAUGGGAUCCAAGUUCAAUGUGUUCAAAACGACUCGCCUAAUGUAAUUAACGAAAUGAAAAAAAUUAAAUAAAAAACACUCAGACUAAAGUCUCAUCAAUCUAUAGGCUUAUGUAUACUUAUAAUAUAAUUGUCUUCACGUAAUGUACGGUUGUGUUUGUAAACGAUUGACUGAAAUUACAAAGUCCAAUAAAAUAUUUGGAGAAAACUGAAAGUAUUAUUAAAAGGACUGAAGAAGAAGUAUUGUGAAUGUGUUAUAAAUUAAGAAUAGACUUUUCUUCUAUAGCUGAUUAAGGUUGUAUUAUUAAAUAAUAUAUAGUUUU